Messenger RNA from Danio rerio (zebrafish), 1537 nucleotides. The record is from RefSeq and is a predicted model, not a curated record. Lineage: Eukaryota; Metazoa; Chordata; Actinopteri; Cypriniformes; Danionidae.
CUGCUGUGGUAUGUGGUGUGAAAACAUAAAAGUUAAGGUGAAAGUGCAUAAGAGCCUCAGUUGUCUGAAGAAGAGGCUGAUGGACACAUGAGAAUUCGAAGCAAAAAGAUAAUUUUGGACGGCGAAUUAUGAGAUAUUACUUCAUUUUGCUGUCCUCAACAAUAUUUUGCUCCUUUGGUGUGGAAGUUGUUCAGGAGAAUAAUGUAAAAAUAGCUGCAGCGGGAGAGGAUGUGAACCUUCCUUGUACAUUUUCAAGGCUUCUGCAGGCGACAAAAGCAUGGUUUAAACAAACAGCUGAUGGAAAAUCCCUACAAAUUGUGUCUUUAUAUCUAGAUCAAAUACCCAAUUGGAAUAACAACUCUGAGAAUGGUUUUAAUAUCAUGAAAGAAGAUGGUUAUUUUAAUCUGACCAUUUUAAAGACAAAGCCGUCAGACUCUGCAACAUAUUACUGUGUAAUCUCAACUGCUUACAACAUUGGAAUGGGUUCAGGAACUCGAUUAUUUGUCAGAGACUCAGCCAAGGACAGAAACACAACUCUUCAUCAGUCUUUGAUAGACACUGUUGAUCCAGGAGAUUCAGUGAAUUUGCAGUGCAGCAUCUUUACUGAGAGCUGUGCAGGAGAUCACAGCGUCUACUGGUUCAAGCAAAGCUCAGGAGACUCUGAAGGAGUGCUUUACACCAAAGGAGAGAGAAAUGGCCGCUGUAAGGACAGCACUGAGUCUCAAACACAGAGCUGUGUCUACAGUCUCCACAAGAACAACAUCAGUCGCUCUGAUUCUGGCAUUUACUACUGUGCUGUGGCCUCAUGUGGAGAAAUACUACUUGGAAGAGGAACUCAGCUGAAUAUUAGAGAAAGUGGUCAUUUAUAUCCUGGUCUUCUUGCACUUUUUGGAGUUUUAAAUAUUAUAUUUUUGGCCCUUGCUGUUUUUCUGGGAUUCAAACUCUUCAGGGGUCAGAGAAAAAGUAAGACUGAGUACAACAUAUUUAACCAAGACAGCCUGAAUUACGCAGCCAUUACUUUUAGACAGAAACCUCUGAACACCAAAAGAGCAAGAGCACAAAUUACUCAAGAGCAAUCUCUGUACGCACAGGUCAGAUCACUUCAGUGACAUUCAACAUUUUGCUUCUAUGCAGUUAAAAUCUUUGUAUUUUUAUCUUAAGAAAACUUAUUUGGUUCCAUACAUUUGAUUUGUAAGAAUCAAUUACAGACCUACUAAAUUGAUUAUGCCCAGUAUUUAAAGGAAAGGGUUAAAAAGCAUAAAAAAUUUUCUGACCUUACAAUGUCAUCAAAAUAUAUAAUUUAAAUAAAUAACUGGCCACAUCUACUGUAUGUGUUACUGUGUUAUUCUGGCUUUGUAAUGCAUUUUUUAUUGUUAUGAAGUUGUUGUGUUGAAAAUAAGAAUAAGGUUUGUGCGUUUGUGGAAAAACGUAUGAAUGACUCUCUUUUUGUAUUAUGUGGAACUUUUAAAUUUCAUAUUACAAUAUGCUCCGUUUUACAAUCUCUUUAUGGAUCACUUGUGCUGUAGGAUUUAAUUGU